AUGGCGCCGCGGACGAUCAUCGACGCCGGUCCCGGUCUUCACGUCGACGCGCUGCAGAUCACGCCCGAGUACGUCGCGUGCGUCGCGUCCAAGUUCACCGGUCGCCUGUGGCAGGGCUACGUCCGCGCGCGCGCGGUGGGCGACGAUCCAUCAUCAGACGGCGUCGUCGGUCCGUCAGCGUCGUCGUCGGAGGCGACGCCCGCGAAGACGACCGCCGGGAUCGCGACGCUCGCGGCCGUGGGCAACAGCGACUUCGUCACCGGCAACGACGCGGGCGUGAUCGAGCAGUGGCGCGUCGUCGACGGCGCCGUCGCGCGCGUCGACGCCGCGCGCGCGCACGACGGUGCCAUCACCGCGGUCGCGCACGUCGCGCCGUCCUCGCUCGUCACCGGCGGCGUCGACGGGAGACUGCGAUGGUGCGAGCUGACCGCGCUGGACGUCGCGACCGCGACGGUGCAGCGCGCGCACGUCAGCGCGGUCCUCGCGAUCGCGGUGAACCCGAGCGAUCCCUCGCUCGUCGCCACGAGCGGCGAAGACGGCGUCGUGAAGGUGUGGAAGGUGAAGGCGGCCGCGGGAGACGGCGACGGUACAGCUCGCGACAGCUGUCAGCUGUCGGCGGCGCGCGCGGGCGCCGACGUCAGAGACGACAUGGGCAAAGCGCACGCGCUCGCGUGGUGCGGCGACGACGUCCUCGCGGUCGGGUACGAGCGCGGCGAGAUCGUCCUCUUCGAGACGACCGCGCUGGACGCCCUGCGCACGCGCGCGGUCGUGGAGGCGCACGGCGACGCCGUCAGAGGGCUCGCGUGGGACGACGUCGGGAAGCGGCUGGCGUCGUGCGGCGACGACGGCGUCGUCGCGAUUCACGCGGGGGAGGUGCCGCGGUCGACGAGGGAGGCGAAGCGGCACGACGGGGCGUACGUGAGGUGCGUCGCGUGGGGGCGGGUCGAGGGAGGGGGGGAUGGGGAGGACGAGGUGGUCAGCGGCGGGUGGGACGGCGAGGUGAAGGCGGGAUGA
Molecule: messenger RNA, 1014 nt
Organism: Micromonas pusilla CCMP1545
Lineage: Eukaryota; Viridiplantae; Chlorophyta; Mamiellophyceae; Mamiellales; Mamiellaceae
Exons: 1
Coding region: 1-1014 (337 amino acids)
Biological process (GO): oocyte axis specification
Cellular component (GO): methylosome
Molecular function (GO): protein binding
Source: RefSeq, a predicted model, not a curated record